Messenger RNA from Symbiodinium necroappetens, 1221 nucleotides. The record is from the annotation of a GenBank genome assembly. NCBI's taxonomy places the organism in Eukaryota, Dinophyceae, Suessiales, Symbiodiniaceae.
AUGUCGAAGUGCGCCCUCUUCGCAGAUCAGUACUCCGAGCUGAAAAGAUUUGCCAGGAGCUUCCAGCAUCUGAACCGUGUGGUGCCCGCGAGGCAGCAUCGCGUCGCAUUGCAAAUGGGCAGCGGGCAGCCGCUGCUACACUUGCAGAGGUGCCGACCAGUCGGACUGCUGCUCAUGCUCAUGCAGAUUCAUUUUCGAGUACAUCGUGUUGCCGACUCCGUUGUCAAGGAGCAGCUGGAGCAGUGGAAGUGGUGUCGGCAGGGUUGGGAAGAGUGGUGCCAGGUCGUCUGCGACCCGGAACAGCCGCCUCCUAGACCACCAGAGGGCGCAGAAAGCGGCAACGUGUCCUUCAACUCUUUGGGCCCUCUCCCCUGGGAUCCACCCUUCUUGAAUCAUAGGGAGUUUCUGGCUCUGGAGAAGGAGCUCUUGGGGGCCAUCGACGGCCACCUCCGCAUCUCAAAGAGCGGGAGCUUGCUACCGAAGGCCACGGAGGUGAGGUGUGGGGAGCCCUGCAGUCUUUUCAACAAGGAGCGGAAGGUCUACUCUCAGUACGGCCUGGAUGGAAUCUUGGAGCAGACCUUCAGAUGUGUUGGUGUCACAACAAAGGCUUUUGUGGAGAUUGGAACACAGUACGGUGUGCAAUGCAGUACCCGCUUUCUUCGUGUUGCCCAUGGCUUCCUCGGGUACAUGUUCGACGACAGCAACUCCGAUGAGAGAAUCGGCUUGCAGAAGGUCUUCAUGAAGCCUACUUUCGCAGCCUCGCUGGUGAACUCGACGGUGCGAGCAGGUUCUGCUCGCCGAGGUAUUCCUGGGAUAGCGCCCUCGCGGUUGGAUCUUCUGAGCAUGGAUACCGAUGGCAUGGAUUUCGCGCUCUGGCGGUCCAUGUGCCCCAGCAUUCGGCCUCGGGUUCUGACGCUGGAGGCCGAGUGGGUUGGGAAAGCGCCUUGGCACGAGAAGGCGGCCUCCAUCAUUACCGGGAAGAUCCAUCGCUUGGCACGUGCCUGUGGCUACGUGCUGGUCUACGUCGUCCUGCAUGACAUGGUCUUCGUGAGAAGGGACGUCUUCGAGCAAAGCCACUCCUGUCGGCCCUGGGACACAAGCGCCGGAGACCUCAACUUCUUCUUGGCCCGCGAAAAGCGCCGAGGGCAGCUUGCCAGCGAACGAGAACAUGCUGGAGGACGGGAGCUAAGCCUCUGGCGCUACAACGGUUGCAUCAUGUAG